GGUGAAGGUCGUUUGCGGCACCAAGAUGGCAGCUCGUUUGACAUUGUCGCGAUUUAUUUUACAGAAUUUUAAUAAACCCAUUCGAUGUGUUCAGAGGACAGCGCCACUGAGAAAAUAUGCCGUGGUAGCCGGUACCACCGAACACACACUGGCUGUCAGAGACCGCAUAGCUGACAAAAGAAAAAGAGCACUGCUUGGAGGGGGUCAGAAAAGAAUUGAAAAACAACAUCAAAAGGGUAAACUAACAGCCAGAGAAAGAAUCCAGUUAUUGGUAGAUGCAGAUUCAUUUGUUGAAUAUGAUAUGUUUAUGGAACAUGACUGUACUGAUUUUGGUAUGGAAAAGGAAAAGUAUCCUGGUGAUAGUGUAGUGACUGGUAGAGGUAAAAUAAAUGGAAGAUUAGUUUUUGUUUUUAGUCAGGAUUUUACCGUAUUUGGAGGAAGUUUAUCUGGAGCUCACGCUAAGAAAGUAUGUAAGAUUAUGGAUCAAGCUAUGCUAGUUGGUGCUCCUGUGAUUGGAUUAAAUGAUUCUGGUGGCGCCAGAAUACAGGAGGGUGUGCAAUCUCUUGCAGGAUAUGCAGAUAUAUUUCAGAGAAAUGUUGAAGCAUCUGGGGUAAUACCACAAAUAUCUUUAAUUAUGGGACCAUGUGCAGGUGGAGCUGUUUAUUCUCCAGCUCUAACAGAUUUUACGUUUAUGGUUAAGGAUACAUCAUAUCUGUUUAUUACCGGACCUGAUGUCGUCAAGUCUGUAACUAAUGAAGAUGUAACACAAGAAGAAUUAGGAGGAGCCAAAACUCAUACAACAGUUUCAGGCGUUGCUCACAAUGCAUUUGAUAAUGAUGUUGAUGCUUUGCUACAACUCAGAGAAUUUUAUAACUUUCUGCCAUUAAGUAAUAAGGAGCCUGCUCCAUUGAGAAAAUGUACAGAUAGAUGGGAUCGUUUAGUUUCAGGUUUAGAUUCUGUUGUACCGUUAGAAACCACAUCAGCUUAUGAUAUCAAAGAUGUUGUUAAUGGUAUUGUUGAUGAGGAAGAUUUUUUUGAAGUAAUGCCAGAUUAUGCUAAGAAUAUUGUGGUAGGAUUUGCUAGAAUGAAUGGUAGAAGUGUUGGUAUUGUUGGUAAUCAACCUAAAGUUGCUGCAGGUUGUUUAGAUAUAAAUGCAUCUGUUAAAGGGGCCAGAUUUGUACGAUUCUGUGAUGCUUUUAAUAUUCCUAUUAUAACGUUUGUUGAUGUACCAGGCUUUCUUCCAGGAACACAUCAAGAAUAUGGUGGUAUUAUUAGACAUGGUGCCAAGUUAUUAUACGCCUAUGCUGAAGCUACAGUACCUAAGAUAACCAUUAUAACCAGAAAGGCGUAUGGAGGUGCGUACGAUGUGAUGAGCUCUAAACAUUUACGUGGUGAUAUAAACUACGCCUGGCCAACAGCAGAAGUAGCUGUGAUGGGUGCAAAGGGAGCUGUAUCUAUUAUUUUCCGUGGAGGUAAAAAUCAAGAACAACAAGAAAAAGAAUAUGUUGAAACAUUUGCCAACCCUUUCCCUGCUACUAAUAGAGGUUUUGUAGAUGAUAUAAUAGAACCAAAUACAACCAGAAAACGAAUUUGUCAAGAUUUGGAAAUUUUAGCAAAUAAAGUUCUCGAAAAUCCGUGGAAAAAACAUGCUAAUAUGCCAUUAUAACCAGACAAUUUCUUAAUAAGAAAUCUGCAUUUCUUUCAAAAGUGCUGUUAAGUUUAUUUUUGGAUUACAGAGAGAAAGAACUCUAGUGAACUCUCAUUCUGAUCAUGUCUAAAUGUAAAUUGUAUAAUGAAACUCCUACUCCGACGGUGGUAGCACAGCGGGAUUAACUCAAUAAGGUUUCAUGUGGCCUGUGGCUAUAAAUCCAGUUGAUCACUAGUGGGAGUAAAAUAAAAUAAAAAAAAAAUAAAAAAUAGCAGUUUCUGUGAAAAUAUUAUUAUUAUUUGUUCAAUAUUUUUUUUUCCAUAAUGUAAAAGUAUGGUACUAAGAAGAAUUUAAAAGUUAAUGGUGUCUCAUUUAAAAUGUGUUGUAGAUUCAUUAUGAAGUAUUAAUUCAACACGUUUUACCUCCAGACAGUUUCAGUCUUUAUUAUGUGUGAUGUUGAUUAUUAGAUAUAUAUUGUGAUUAUUUCGUAAAAUAAGUGGUGCAAGUUUUCAUUCUUCACGAAUGAAAUCACAAAGUAUCCUGGGCCAUUAUUCACGAAAACUUAAAAAACAAACAUUAGUGUUCUCCAGGCACUUUAUUUACUGAAACUGGGAAAUAUUUAAAAUCCAGGGCCCUGUUUCUCGAAAUCUUAACUAAAGAUAAAAUCCCAAUUUUAGUAGAUACUUCAAUUUUGAUUGGCUAAGCACUAAAAUCAAUCUAAUAAUAUUAUCCAAUCAAAUUACUAUAAUUUGGAUUUUAUUUCAGUUAAAAUUUCGUGAUACAGGCUCCUGGUUCAACUUUUAGCCCUUAGCCAAUGAAAACUCUGAAUUUAAAAUAUUGAAUAAUUGCAAUGGAGUUUAAAGUCUUACUGACCAAAUAAAAAUGGGCAUAUGCCAUGAGGGAAAUUUUACCCAGAUAGUAAUAGGAAUAAAACUGUCAAGGGUUCUUUUAUGUUCGGGGGACCAUCUUGUUUUUUUCUGUAUCAUCUGAAGGACUAGGUGCUGUUCCUUGUCAGGCUGUCAGGCCCUCGCGCCCAGGAUACUUUGUGGUAUAAUAAAUAAUUUGUUCCACUGCUCACUAGUCAAUCUGAUUAUAAUACAGAUCUAUAUUUCGUUUCGUUUUUUUAUACUUUCGAUGGCCUACACUACAUGAAGAUCUGACCGGUUGUAGUGAUAGGUCACGUCAGGGGUCAAAAGACCGACUUAUGACCCUAUUAUAUCAGACAUUUGAUUAACCAAUCAGCAUUUAUGUUACUAGUGGAUUACCCACAGUUCAGUGCAAAACACGCCUAAAGCUCGCCGCGACAGACCGUUUCAUUGGAUUAUGCCUGACACCGUUCAGAACACGAGUUAAAUAACAACUCUUCCAGAUCCAAGUGUAGUAAAGACAAGUAAAACGAAACGAAAUAGGAUCUGUGUUUUGACCAGAUUGCUCACUAGUGGACAUGGGUUAUAAUAUAUAGGCAAUGUUUUAUAUGGCAUUAUAUACGUGCAUGAAGCAUUUUAUGUAAUUACAUGUAUCAUCAAUGUUGAAGUUCUUGCCACUUAUAGAAUUAGAUUUGUUAUGAUUGUGUAGUUAUAGAUUAACGUUUUUAUACCUGUGACACAGUAUGAGAUUAUGUAAUAGACAUCCAAGUAUACCUAUAUAAAUAUUUAAUAUGUUUAUACGCCCAUAUUUUCAUGUGGACAAAUAUUUUUGUCGCUCCUGUCCGUCAGUCCCGAAAUGACCUAGUUUGUGUCGAGUGGAUGUUAAACCCCAUUUCUUUCUUUCUUUCUGUCCGUCCACAUUUUGUUUAUGGAUACUCCACAGUUCACAAUUUUUAUCCGAUUUUGACAAAACUUGAAAUAUAGGUUUAUACCCAAAAGAUCUUGGUUGAUUUCAGUAUUGGCAUGUAGCAGACCAUAACUGGAUUAUGGCCCAUGAUUGUACACAAAAAUCAUGUUUUUAGCUUGUGAAACCUCUAUAGGUCACAAUUUUUAUCGGAUUUUGAUGAAACCUUAAAUGUUUGUUAAUUACCUACUGAACUCAGUUCCUUUUGAUAAUGGUGCAUAUCAGACCAAAGGUGCCUGGGAAAAUGGCCACUCCCUGUAUGCAAAUAGUUUAAAAGCAUGUAAUACAUUGGUUGUGGACCCUCCAGAGGUCACAGUUUUUAUCCAAUUCUGAUUUAACUUAAAAUAAAACCUUUUAUCCCAAAGUUCUUGGUUCCUUUCAAUGUUAUCGCUUAUCAGAUUGUAACUUCCUGGAUUAUGUCCCCUGUUCUUUGUCUAUCUCUUGCCAAAUGUGGCGUAUCUUGCAUGGCAACUGUUUGUUGAGUUUGCGCUUAUUUGGAUUUAAUCCCCUGACCUACAGCAGUCCAGUGCUCUACCAAAUGAGCUACAUUAUUAACCUCAUCCAUAAAAAGUAUAGCUCCGUUUACUCUAAAAUAACCAGUCUCGUAACCAUGCCAGGCACGCUUCUGUUUGACCCGUUUACACUAUAAAACAAUUAUCCGUGACAUGCCUGGCUCUCUUGAAAUUUGUAACAUAAACGGGGUUGAUGAUUCAAUAGCCUAGGUCAUUUGUUGGUUAAUUUCCAGACUGGGCUGCUACAAAUAACGAUCUAGCAGAUUAUUAAACAAGAAAAAAAUUGGAUGGGUUUUUUUUGCGAAUAAUUUAUGAGCAGUAUGUUUAUAUGUACAGAAAAUGUUAUAAAAAUGGAAGAAUAUAAACAUUUAUACAAAAUUUAAA
Molecule: messenger RNA, 4374 nt
Organism: Patella vulgata (common limpet)
Lineage: Eukaryota; Metazoa; Mollusca; Gastropoda; Patellidae
Product: propionyl-CoA carboxylase beta chain, mitochondrial
Exons: 17
Coding region: 26-1666 (546 amino acids)
Cellular component (GO): mitochondrion
Molecular function (GO): propionyl-CoA carboxylase activity
Source: RefSeq, a predicted model, not a curated record